Cantharellus anzutake is the source of this 2476-nucleotide messenger RNA. RefSeq lists its product as uncharacterized. The record is from RefSeq and is a predicted model, not a curated record. Gene Ontology annotation, molecular function: 4 iron, 4 sulfur cluster binding; homoaconitate hydratase activity. Gene Ontology annotation, biological process: L-lysine biosynthetic process. Bases 33 to 2156 code for a protein of 707 amino acids. Lineage: Eukaryota; Fungi; Basidiomycota; Agaricomycetes; Cantharellales; Hydnaceae. The transcript has 3 exons.
CAAAAAUUCAAUCCGGCGAUUCGCAUGUGACCAUGCCUUCCUGGAAGAUAGCAGGGCGCCCACUUUCACUCUGCACCAGAACAUUUGCCACAUACUCCGGACUUUCCUCAACUGGCCAAACCUACAUUGAAAAGAUCGUGCAAAAGUAUGCUGUCGAUUUGGCCCCAGGAAAGCUGGUCAAGGCAGGAGAUUAUGUUAUGAUCAAACCGCAAAAUGUGAUGACUCACGACAACACUGGGCCUGUUAUAUCCAAAUUCAAAUCCAUAGGCGCUAGCCGUGUUCACGAUCCUCAUCAACUUGUCUUCACACUCGAUCAUGAUGUGCAGAACAAGUCACCAAAGAACUUGGCCAAAUAUUCUUCCAUAGAGGCAUUUGCUAGAAAGCACAAUAUAGACUUUUAUCCUGCUGGACGGGGAAUCGGACACCAAAUACUCGUUGAAGAAGGAUAUGCAUUUCCUCAUUGCCUUACUGUCGCCAGUGACAGCCAUAGCAACAUGUAUGGAGCCGUUGGCUGCGUGGGCACUCCCAUCGUAAGGACAGAUGCGGCAGCUUUGUGGGCGACUGGAAAGACAUGGUGGCAGAUUCCUCGGAUGGUCAAGGUCGAACUCAGGGGCCGUUUGCAUCCUGGGGUAUCCGGGAAAGAUGUUAUAGUCGCCCUUUGCGGUUCCUUCAACAAGGACGAGGCCCUGAAUGCUGCUAUCGAGUUCGUGGGUGAAGGAGUGGCUGCUCUCAGCGUGGACGAGCGGCUGACAAUAGCGAAUAUGACGACUGAAUGGGGUGCCUUAGCCGGAGUCUUUCCUGUAGAUGGUACCCUGAUUGCUUGGUAUGAGAACCUUAUCUCUAAAGUCGAAAACAGCACCUUCCCUUCCUCGACACCACGACUGGAAGCUAUAAAAGCAAACAAAAUUGUGUCUGACUCCGAUGCUGGGUACUCUGCGCAUCUGACAUUUGACCUGAGCACCCUGAUCCCGCACGUGUCUGGCCCGAACAGUGUCAAAAUAUCAACCCCACUUCCUGUCCUGGAAGCGAAGAAGAUCGAAAUCCAGAAGGCAUACAUCGUUAGCUGCACCAACGCACGAGCUUCUGAUCUUGCAGCAGCUGCUGCAGUCGUUCGAGGCAAGCGCGUAGCAUCUGGUGUCGAGUUCUACGUUGCCGCCGCAAGCUCCGUUGUUCAGCAGGAAUCAGAGAACUCCGGAGACUGGCAAGCUCUGGUAGCAGCUGGUGCGAAGGUCUUACCAGCAGGAUGUGGGCCUUGCAUUGGAUUAGGCACCGGCCUCUUGGAAGAGGGGGAAACUGGGAUCAGUGCAACGAAUCGCAAUUACAAGGGUCGCAUGGGGAGUCCCAAGGCGCAAGCCUACCUUGCCAGCCCCGCCGUUGUGGCAGCUAGCGCUAUCAACGGCUACAUCUCUGGACCAGCCGAAUCACAGUCGUCCGCAGCUAAUCCUCCUUCGUAUUCUCACUCUUCCGUUUCCUCUCCCGCUCCCGAUGAUACCUCCGUGGAGCCCUUAGUCGACUCUUUCCCCCGGGUUUUUGAGGGUCCUCUCUUAUUCGCCCCCCAGGACAAUCUCAACACUGACGCUAUAUAUCCAGGCAAGUAUACAUACCAAGAUGACAUCACCCUCGAGCGUCAAGCAGAGGUUGUCAUGGAAAAUUACGAUACCACAUUUGCCGGAACCGUCGCUUCCAUUGUGCCUUCGCUCAACCCUACCUCUCCAGACGGCAAACCAGGUGUUGUCCUUGUAUCUGGAUAUAAUUUCGGUACAGGGUCGUCGCGCGAGCAGGCGGCGACAGCCCUAAAAUCAGCCGGUGUCAAUCUCGUCAUUGCAGGAUCUUUCGGUGACAUUUUCAAACGAAACGCUAUCAAUAACGGGCUGAUAUGCCUAGAGUGCCCCGAGCUUGUCGUAGACCUUACGAAACAAUUCGCCCAAGGAGGCACGCGAGGUGCAGGUGGUAUCAACGGUGAGCUUACUGUCCAACCAGGCUGGUAUGUCAAAGUAGGGAUGGACAAUGGAAGCGUGCAAGUUAGCAUACCCAAGGACGGAACGGAACGGAAGUACAGAGUGAAAGCCAUAGGAAGCAGUGUUCAAGAAUUGUGGUUAUGUGGCGGAUUGGAGGGCUUUGUUCUCAAGUCGAUCCAGCGACAGCAUUUGGUGUAGCUCAUUAUCUCGGAGGGCGCUUACAUAAUCAAUCUCAUGGAAUGCUCAUUCCGCCAGCAUUCCGCAAUGUUAUGUAAGGAUAAGACGCCCGAUGCGGCAGAACCCGCCACUCUUCCCGCCUCUUAACUUUUAAUCAGCCUGCUAAUCGCAUUUUACUGAUCUGUAUUGAGGGUCCGGAGCCAGGCACUUCUCAUACAUCCAAAUGUGGAGUGCAGUAUCACAUGGGUAACAUAGCGAAGAACACCAGGACCCUAACCCAUCAUUUCUCGUCUGGUUGCUCACGCACAAGCAGAGAAUUAUUCCCUGGGUCCUGUUGAUGC